GGUCACUCAUCCAUAGGUUUGAUUGAGGCGAGCAAACGUGAACCAUUUUAUUUUAUUUUAUUUUUUUGUCGAGAACAAAACUAGGGAAAAAUGAGAAGUAAGAGUGUAGGGAAAUGUAGGGAUGCGGCAUGCGCAACUGCUCCUUCACUCUUCGCCAUUCCUCUCAUUUUGGAUGAACAUAACGUAACUGCGUUUGAUAGUGAGAGUGACGAUGUCAAUUGCGUUCAUCGCCGUCCCGAACCUGGACCCGAGUUUGUGGAGUGCUUGGACAGGAGCAUCUGCGUAUUCUGUGACGAUAAAGCCGAAGAGGGAGUUUUGGUUUGCAGCGAAAGGCUGUGCCCUGUCACAGUACAUUCCAACUGUAUCGGUUCCGAACCCAAAUUCGAUUAUUUGGGUAACUUCUACUGCCCCUACUGCUGGUACAAGCGCGCCCUGGACACGUGCCGACAACUGAGAGAGAAAUCCCUGGUCGCCAAGAAAGCUUUGUCACACUUCUUGGAGAGUGGCGCACGUGCAGAUUCUGCUGUUGCACGGGCGGGCCUGGUUCAGGAUGGGAUACAAUGUGUGGAGGAAACACAAUCUGCAGAGAAUAAUAAUACAGAUGAAGAAAAGGUGUCGGUGUCUGUGACGGUUAGCUCUGUGAGUGAGACCAACGAUGAAGAGCCUAAUCUCGUUUUAGCAAAGACAAGGAAGGACCAGAGGAAGGGUCCUUCUGCAAGGAGGAGGCGUUUGUUACAACAAGAAGAGUAUAAACAUUCUAACACCGGAAGGAAGAUUGCUGGUAAUGUAACAGAGGAGGAAGUUACCAGCUUCCAAACUUUGAGGCGACCACAGAAGUCGAUCGUGAAAGGAAUGAAUCGGACUUCACUGACUGCAAGGCGCAAGAGAUUACUUUGGACCCUUGAAGAAGAAAAGGUUCUGAAGGCAAUUGUUUAUGAAGCUUGAGAUGUUGGAGAAUCAAUAAUUUAUACAAGGAGACAAGCAAGCAAAAAAAGGAAGCAAUCAUCAAGUGGUGGCAUUGUUAUUGGAUCUUCCUCUGCUUUUAAGAAAGGUCCAGGUGCAACUUCAGCUCAAUAGGAAGGAAGGGCAAAAAGACAAUGCAAAUUGGAGUUGAGAAUGAAUUGCAAUUGAAUAGCUCUGACUACGAGUUUUAAAAGUUAUGUAACUUGACAAGCAUAUUUCUUUUUGAAGGGAAAGAUGAGGAGGCAUAUGCCUCGUUAGAUAAUAUUGGAGAUAAUUAUGUUGGCAUGGAAGAAGAGUGAGAUACUUAGAAAUUUAGGACUUUUUCCUCACGUUUUGAUGUUAUUUUUAAGUUUUGAACUUGAAAUUCGUUGUGUUGAUUUGAUGUUAUUGUUAUUUGAAUUUCUAGACAUAUUAUUAUUGUUAUUAUUAAUUAUGGUUGUCUCUUUCAUUAUUUUUGCGAUACAAUUAUGUUUUUGCAUUUUCUUUAAAUUAUCUAUUUGUAUAUAUUGUAUUUCUUUUGUCUGCUAUGCUUCCUCCAUAACCUAUUGUGGUUUCCGAUAUAGUUUUAUAAAGGCUUUUUGGGGUGUCAAAUAUUUUCCGUUACCUGAUAUUGAUAACACUGUUUUGUUAUGGAUAAAACAAUGAAAAUCUUUUUAUUUUUAUCAAUCCCAUGUAUUUAGGAAUUUACUUUUAUUAGAAUUUCUUUCUUUUUAGGAGUUGUUUGCUAAGUUUCCUACUUCCUAGUAUGCAUUUUAUGCUUCUUAAAGUUUAUUAUGAACUUUAAAGUUGUAAAACUUAUACAUUUGACAAGGUAUACAGCAUUAAUCUAAGGUGUUUUAACUGUAUUUGUCUUUUAUUUAGCUUUGGUUCUCACAUUACUGUAAGGAGUAUUAAAGUUCUUAAUGGGGUUUUAUUUGUCAAUUAUACUAUUAGCUUUGAUUCUCA
Molecule: messenger RNA, 1908 nt
Organism: Vigna angularis (adzuki bean)
Lineage: Eukaryota; Viridiplantae; Streptophyta; Magnoliopsida; Fabales; Fabaceae
Exons: 4
Coding region: 91-945 (284 amino acids)
Source: RefSeq, a predicted model, not a curated record